Molecule: messenger RNA, 1132 nt
Organism: Archocentrus centrarchus (flier cichlid)
Lineage: Eukaryota; Metazoa; Chordata; Actinopteri; Cichliformes; Cichlidae
Exons: 2
Coding region: 3-851 (282 amino acids)
Source: RefSeq, a predicted model, not a curated record
AAAUGUGUGAUCUCUUGAUGUUUGUUGAAAUGGUGAAAGAAAUGCUUCAGCUUGAUCCUGAAAGACGGAUUACACCCCAACAGGUGCUGGACCAUUCUUUCGCCAAAAUGAACCACAUAGGGUACUUGUACGACCUGAGCUCCUAUGUAAAGUCCUGCUAUCAGCACAUGGACAUCUGUAAGGAAAAGAGCACAGUGUCUUCGGAUAGUGGGACAGGAGUGAGCGGGUCUCUGCAGCAGCCCGUCUCUGAGAGCAGACAACCUGCCCAACAGAGGCUUCCUCCCCCUGCAGCUGAGAGCAAAUUCCUAGUGGGACCCCCUUCCUCCAAGACCACCAGCCCAUCAGAACAAAACUGUCCUCCCCCUUCAGAUCAGAAGAGCAGCCCCAAGUGCUUCAGGCCCAGUCACUCUGAAACUGCCCAGACAGUUUCAGUCUCAAACUUUAAAAGAAAGCGCCCUGAUGAGGAUAUAAAGGACACCAGUCAGCCAGUGAAAUGGAGGAGGAUUGACUGGAAAGAUGUGGGUGAAAAAAUACCCACCUCUUCCGAAUAUGAGAGGUCAGACCACGACCAAAGGGAACUCCAGUGUUCUCCGGGGCCAUCCUGCUCAAACAACAGGACACAGAGUUCCAGCUCAGGGAUUAAGAGGAACCUUGAUCAUUGGAAAACUGCUUUCAACAGACCGCAUAAGAGGGCCAGAAAACACGAUGAAGGCAGUUGGAGCUGCUUUUCCCGUCAGACCCGUAAGAGAGAUCCAAAAUGCAGUCCAGCUGAGGACCACCGCUGCAGAGAAGCAAGAAGGAGGAGCAGCAGAGUGCCAUCCAAUUCCUCCCACAAAUCAAGAGUGUCGUGACAAAGUGGAUGAUAUGCUCCAAAAGUCAUCUCGCUCUUAAAGUAAAUGUUCAGUUAGCAAUUCAAAGCAAUAUGUUAAUAGGUGAAACUCGACGUAAUGCAGGGUCAAUCUACAGCGUUAGACAGUUGACCCUGAAUCAUCCCUUAGUCUUCCUGCUUACCAUGAUGCACUAAUCCCAUGAUGCUUCUGCACUGCUGCAUGUCAUUAACUUUUGUCCUCUCUUUCCAACAGUUUGUGUUCUCUCCUUGUCUCUGUACUCUGUCUCUCUUCUCUCUUUUCUU